UAACAUAAUCAAAUAGGAUAUUUAUUUAGAAUAGUGCUUGAGACAGAUCACUUCGGAUUUAUGCCGUCAAGAAGCAGAUAGAUAUUGAAUUUCUGUAGAUUCAAGUAGGUCAUCAGACGAUAUCAAGAUGGGAGCAGUCGAAUGGGUGACCGAGGAAGAUGACUAUGAGUGCAUCCUCCCAGAGGAGAUUCAAAAAAUGGCCAAGGAUGAGCUCAGAGAGGACAAAAACACCAGAGAUCAAGCUCUCGAGCAGAUGCGCAAUUGGAUCAAGAUGAAUCCGCGCAUUCAAAAUUGCCGUCUCGAUGCACGAUUUUUGCUAAAAUUCUUACGAUCCAAAAAAUUCAACGUCCCGAUGGCCCAAGAAGCCACAGAAAGAUAUCUGCUGCUGCGUCAGGUAUAUCACCUGGCAUUUCAUAACUUGGACAUCACAGAACCGAAUAUGGAAGAUUUAUUGUCAUUGGGAUAUAUCUUCGCUGCACCUGGUCGCGAUGCGAAAGGUCGUCGCGUAAUAAUCGCGAGACCAGGUGUUUUCGAUCCUCACAAAUACACAAACGUGGACAUGUGCAAGAUUCAUGCAAUCACUUAUGAGACGCUCAUGGAAGAUGAGGAGAGUCAAGUACGUGGCUUUGUACAUUUUGCUGAUGGUGCUGGUGUCAGUUUUCCUCAUCUGACGCUCUUUACACCUAAAGAAGCUGUGCGCAUCGUGAAAAAUGGCGAGCGCACUGUACCGAUGAGACAUAAGGAAGUUCACGGGAUCAAUACACAUCCUUCGCUAAAAUUCGCUUUGGACUUCGGACUGUCACUGAUUUCUGAAAAAAUCAGGAAUCGUGUAAAGAUUUACACAAGCCUCGAGGAUGCUAUUAAUAGCAAGUUGGAUGUGAGCAUGCUGCCCAAAGAAUACGGCGGAAAGAUUCCCAUGAAGGAAAUGAUUGAUCUAUGGCGGAAAGAGGUAUUAGAAGUGAGACCCACGUUGCUGAGCAACGAUAAGAUGAGCGUCCAUCUAGAGUUGUACUCGGAGAAGGCGCGAGAAGGCGCCGUCUCGGCUCUGAAACAAGGAUUCGGCUGUUCCAGCGUGGGUUCCACCGAUUCUGCAAUGUACGGAAUAACAGGAUCCUUCAGAAAACUCGAAGUUGAUUGAUAUAUAAACGUCAGCUACUCUUUGCAUUUUUUACCUAGAUAAUAAAUGGCGCGGGAUCGCGAUACAGACUGGUUUGGAAAUUACAAUCACAUAGAUUAGUACUCUGGUAUUAAUAUAAUUUUAUUUUUGUACUAUGUAGAAAUAUGUAGAGAUAUCUCACUAAUGUGUGCGCAUAUUAUUCAGAACAGCACCAUAAGCUAUAUAUUCAGAUAUUGUACAUAAUUUUUAACACAUCACAGUGAAUGCGUAAAAAAUAAAUAUAAUUCCAUUAUUCGCUCUCUAUCUGAGAAAUCGCAAUCUACAAGUUUCUGCUUAAAAUUCGACGGAAUCGUUUAUGGAGAAAUCCAUUUGCCAAUUAUGUCACGAAUUCUCACUCUAGCCUUCUUUAAAUCCUCUGUAUCUGUGACUUCGUCGCUAUAAAUAUCGCGACAGUGCGAGGAUCCUAAAAAAUGAUAUUAUAUUCUUUUUCUUUUUCUUGCGUUAGAAAAAAUAGACUUCUAAUAAUAUAGUUUUCAAUCAACUGUAUUACUUACCAUUGAUAACAAUAGCAGGCGAAAAAGUAUUUAGAUCUUUCAAUACCGAUAACGAAUGCCACGGAUCAAUAUCACCAUUCGUGAAAAUGACGUUUGUUAAGUCAGGUAGUUGCCCACCAUACAUUAUAUUUGUUCGUCUAACCCGUGAGUUCAAUAUCUUAUCAUUAUAGCUAAAAUUAACGUUAAGAUUAUUAUUUUUCCAUAAAAGAAAUCGGAAGAAUAAUUAAUAAAUAGAUCAUUCAAUACCGACAAGAAUUGUUUAACAUUUAACAUUGAACCUGUUGAGAAACUUAUGGUUGGCAGCGCAAAUAUAUUUAUGAAUUACAAGUAUUGAAAUUUAUAAGCGAUUAAAAGCGAAAAAAUAUUACAUAAUUUUUAACGCACUUACGGAUCAUCAUACAAAUCUGUGCACAUGCUAAUGUAAUAACUUAAUGGGAACAGCGUUCCAAAGAUUGAUUUAUUUGAGCUCGUCUGAUAGUAACCGUAUUCCGCGCAAGUUUGAUGAUACCAUUGCCUUACUGCACAAAUAAAAAUAAUUUCUUCUUAACACAUA
Nylanderia fulva is the source of this 2224-nucleotide messenger RNA. RefSeq names its product alpha-tocopherol transfer protein-like. The record is from RefSeq and is a predicted model, not a curated record. Lineage: Eukaryota; Metazoa; Arthropoda; Insecta; Hymenoptera; Formicidae. Gene Ontology annotation, molecular function: phosphatidylinositol bisphosphate binding. Gene Ontology annotation, cellular component: membrane.